AUGGCAAACGCUCCAGAUCUGUCAUCCAAGACAGAAUUUUUAGCCACGCCAAAGGGCCACCAGCGGAACGAGUCUGCUUAUUCUCAAAAUUACUCCAUUCUCGAUUACUACGAUGCUGAUACACCGAGCGUGAUAAGAGGAACUGGAGCUGAAUUGGAAAGAUCAACGAGUUUUGAAAAUGCUCUUGAAUCUUCCAGCCUUCAAAGUUUGAGGCUACAAGACACGGGACUCCGUUCGUCGUUACGUAGUGAUCCUUUGCAUGAACCAGAUUCCUCAACAGACCCAGUCCCCGAUGGAGAUACUUCUGCCGUUGGAUCAUCAUCAUUUGCAUCCUCAAAUCACAAAAUAGCAUUGUUGAAGAGCGACACUGAGUCCGCAAACCAAAAUAGUUCAUUCGCUUCUCCAGUCAUUACGCAUACAGGCACCCACUGGGUUCCUCCCCAGAUCUCACCUACUACGGAAGAUAACUUACGUGCUGUUCUCAAAAGCAAAGUUGAUAUGUAUGGAUUUCGCAAACAAAGCCUGUUGUUUGACGCUACGGAAGAUUCUUACAACGAAUGGUUUUCCGAGUAUCAGCCACACUUACUCCAUCAAAAGAAAAAAUGGAUCAUGCUAAUGAAACACAAUGGCUUGUCUGCCAAUAAAAACUCUGCACCACCUUCCAGAUUCCCACCCAAGUCGGACAAAGUAAAGAAAAUGAUACGUAAAGGGAUUCCACCCGAAUGGCGAGGGAACGCUUGGUUUUUCUAUGCUGGUGGCCACGAAAAGCUCAACCAGAACACAGGACUUUACGAUGAGCUUGUGGCCGCUACUAAAGGCAUACAGAAUAAAGAUACAGAAGUAAUCGAGCGAGAUUUGAACAGAACAUUUCCAGACAAUGUGCACUUUAAUCCGUCUGUCUUACUGGAUGAAGAUGCCACGACGCAGCCGGAAACACCUGCUAUACUGGCAUUGCGUCGUGUUUUGGUGGCUAUAGCGCACUACCAACCUCAUAUAGGCUACUGCCAAUCUCUCAAUUUUCUAGCAGGGCUCUUGCUUCUUUUCAUGAAUGAGGAGAGGGCCUUCUGGAUGCUCGUGAUUAUGAUAGAACGCAUUAUACCUAAAGUGCACGCGGCAAACUUAGAAGGCGUUCACACUGAUCAAGGUGUUCUUAUGAUGUGCAUAAGAGAAUACAUUCCCAAACUAUGGGCAAUUAUCGGGAAAAGCUACGAUGGUACGGUUUUGCCUGAUGAUAAAAUAUUGACUCGACUUCCACCUGUUACCUUGGUGACAUCAUCGUGGUUCAUGUCAGUUUUUGUUGGAGUUUUGCCGAUAGAAAGUGUCCUACGUGUAUGGGAUAUCAUAUGGUAUGAGGGGUCUAAAACUAUAUUCAGAGUUUCUUUAACCAUUUGCCGCUUAUGCAUGGACCACCCAAAAUUUCUUACGAGGAAGGCAAGCAAAUCCAACAACGAAGGCUCCGAGAGUGAUCAGAUUGAACUUUUUCAAUUCAUGCAAAGUUUCCCAAAAAGCAUUACCGAUCCUAAUCUCAUCAUUGAUAGUUGCUUCAAGAAAAUUGGAGGCUACGGAUAUGGCUUUGUGUCACAGGAUGAAAUAAACAAGUGCCGCGAGUUUGUUUCCCAACAGCGAGACAAGAUUAAGGCUCGACAACAGAGUGUCGUGGGACCAGAAAUGACAGAGGAAGAAAGGCAAGCGUUAGCGCAUUCUGUUGAUUUGGAGGAGGAAAUUCACGAUAUUUACGGCUUCAACAAAUCUAUCAUGGGCGGAAUAGCGUGGAAUAGACACAUCAGCAACCGAAUGAAGAAGAAGUUCUCGAAAAAACUAAAAUGA
This is a messenger RNA of Clavispora lusitaniae ATCC 42720, 1827 nucleotides long. RefSeq names its product Rab GTPase-activating protein. Lineage: Eukaryota; Fungi; Ascomycota; Pichiomycetes; Serinales; Metschnikowiaceae. The record is from RefSeq and is a predicted model, not a curated record.